AUGUUAGGUAUUACAGAAGUUGUCGAUAAUUUAUACAUAUCUGGUCUCGAAUCAUCCGCGACGAUAUAUAAUAAAGGUAUACGCUCGGUUAUUAACAUAUCAUCAGAAUGCCCAAUACAAGAUCUUGGCCCAUCAGUUGAAUAUGAAAAAGUUAGCAUAUCAGAUUUACCAACAACGUCAAUACAACCUUACUUUGAUCGGUUAGCAGAUCGUAUAGAUCAACAUUUACGACAAGGAAAAAAGACGCUUGUUCAUUGUUAUGUUGGACGAUCAAGAUCUGCAUCGAUUAUUUUAGCCUAUCUAAUGAAAUAUCGUCAAAUGUCAUUACGCGAAGCCUUUUAUUACUUGCGUUCACGUCGACCAAUCAUUGGACCUAAUUUUGGUUUUAUUAAACAAUUAGUUGCUUUUGAAAAAUCUCUAUUUGGCUCUACUUCGGUUUCAUUUGUUGAAACAUCGUUUGGUUCGGUGCCUGAUAUUUAUUUAUCAAUAGGAGGAGGAUCAAUGAGUCCUCGUCGACAAACAACUACAAUUCCUAUUCAAGUGACAAAUAGAACAACAUCAUCGUCAUUGUCAUCAAGGCCAAAUUCGUUUUUUAGUCGUUCAAUUGCAAACUCAGUACCGAAUCAAAACUCAAGAAUUUCUUCGAGUUAUUCAAAUAAUAAUAAUAAUAAUACUAACGCAUAUCGCCCAUUGAAUUCUUUAACAAACACCUCAAGUACUUAUAAUAGUUCAUCAUUUUUACAAGAUCAACAUGAACCAAGUCGUUUUACUUCAACAGCAUUUAAGCCUUAUGAGUCGAUACAUGAGCCAUAUCCCUCAUCAAGAUUGAAUGCAUUGCGAACAGGAAGAUAUGUUCCGCCAAUCUUAAGUCGUUUUAAUCUCCCUUAA
This is a messenger RNA of Rotaria socialis, 888 nucleotides long. The record is from the annotation of a GenBank genome assembly. NCBI's taxonomy places the organism in Eukaryota, Metazoa, Rotifera, Eurotatoria, Philodinida, Philodinidae.